This is a messenger RNA of Xylaria bambusicola, 3014 nucleotides long. RefSeq names its product P-loop containing nucleoside triphosphate hydrolase protein. Bases 271 to 2742 code for a protein of 823 amino acids. Gene Ontology annotation, molecular function: hydrolase activity; DNA binding; ATP binding. The record is from RefSeq and is a predicted model, not a curated record. The transcript is spliced from 2 exons. Lineage: Eukaryota; Fungi; Ascomycota; Sordariomycetes; Xylariales; Xylariaceae. Gene Ontology annotation, cellular component: transcription preinitiation complex; transcription factor TFIIH holo complex; nucleotide-excision repair factor 3 complex. Gene Ontology annotation, biological process: transcription initiation at RNA polymerase II promoter; nucleotide-excision repair.
GAAUCGAGCAUGAUUCGCCACUUAUCAUUUACUGGUGCAGUUACAGCUUGUCUGCUAACCUUGGCCAGAACACUCCGGGGCUGGCUUUAGGCUGCAGCCUCCAGUUCUACAGUUGGGUAGGCAGGUACCUAUCUGGCACAGUACAGAUUCCGUCCCAGACCCUGCUGUCUGAACUCUUUAUUCUCCUCUCGUCAACUUUUAUACCUUGUCUCCUCUAUCGACUCCUCGCUUCCAGAGCACAAAAAUUUGGUUGCGUGCCCGUUGGAAGCUAUGGCGCCCAAGAGAAAAGCUCCUGCGAACGUCACCGGUGCUGCCAAGUCCGGGAGGGCGUCUGCCUCCUCAACACCAGGCCCCUCUACGCCUCGGGAUAUCGAUAGUGAAGAUGAACCCGAUUCUCCCAUAGAGCCCGCCGAAGACGAGGAGAAUAUACAGAAGGCAGUUGAUCGUUUUACACUAGCCGCAUACCAGGACAAAACCAGGCGCGGCCCUAUUGAUAGUGCCUCACGAUACUUCGGCGAUAACGGCAAACGUGACUUCUCUUACCUGCCUCUCAAACCUGAUUACAAGAGUCGCCCGAUAUGGAUCGAUCCGCUACGUGGUCGAAUUAUCCUCGAGAAUUUCAACCCAAUCGCGGAGCAAGCUAAGGAUUUCCUUAUCACCAUCGCCGAGCCGAUAUCACGCCCGACCUUUUUACACGAAUAUUCCUUGACACCACAUAGUCUUUACGCCGCGGUCUCUGUUGGGCUGCUACCUCAAGACAUUGUUAACACCCUCGACCGUUUCUCCAAAACCCCACUACCUUCAUCGAUUAUAGGCUUUAUCCGAAGCUGCGCCUCUAGCUAUGGGAAGGUAAAAUUGGUCAUCAAGGACACCAAAUACUUUGUGGAAAGCAAUGAUCCGGAAGUACUGCAAAAGCUUCUCAAAGAUCCUAUAAUUGGCCCGUGCCGAGUUCAAGGGACAGAUACAGUCACUAAUGCCCCAUCCAUGGGUGGCCUCGUUAUCCCCGGUACUUCCAACGCGGCUGGUGUCAAACAAGCCCAACUGCAACAAGGUGAACCGCCAGAAAAUGCCGAAAAGCCACAAGUAGAAAAUCCAUUCGACGCUUUACGGGAGGAUGACGAUGAUGAUAACCAGGAAGCUGUACAUGCUUUUGAGAUUCCCGACACAAGCGUGGAGACGGUCCAGAAGCGUUGCCUUGAGAUUCAGUUUCCUAUGCUUGAAGAGUACGACUUUCGGAACGAUGACCGAAACGCUAAUUUGGAGAUUGAUCUUCGACCGGCGACGCAGAUUAGAAGUUACCAAGAGAAGAGCCUCAGCAAGAUGUUUGGUAACGGACGAGCGAAGAGCGGCAUCAUCGUUUUACCGUGUGGUGCUGGCAAAACCCUUGUUGGUAUCACUGCUGCAUGCACUAUUAAAAAAGGAUGCAUUGUGCUUUGCACAAGUACGAUGUCAGCGCAUCAGUGGCGUCAAGAGUUCUUGAAAUGGUCGAACAUUCGGCCUGAAGACAUCGCAGUCUUCACCGCUGAUAGCAAGUCAAAGUUUCCCGGCAACACUGGUAUCAUUGUGACGACGUAUCCAAUGGUCACCCAAUCCGGCAAACGAGCCUACGACUCUCAAAAGAUGAUGGACUUCUUGACAGGACGAGAAUGGGGUCUGAUGCUACUCGACGAGGUUCACGUCGUCCCGGCGCAAAUCUUCCGAAAAGUGUCCCAUUCCAUCAAGAGUCACGCAAAGCUAGGGUUGACUGCAACACUACUAAGAGAAGACGACAAGAUUCAAGAUCUAAACUUUUUGAUUGGACCCAAGUUGUUUGAGGCGAACUGGAUGGAACUUUCAGAACAAGGCCAUAUUGCAAAAGUGCAAUGUGCCGAGGUGUGGUGCCCCAUGACGACCGAGUUCUAUGACGAGUAUCUGAGGACAACAGACCGCAGUCUCAAAGCCAACCUCUACGUGAUGAAUCCACGCAAAAUUCAAGCUUGCCAGUUCCUCAUAGAUUAUCAUGAACGACGUGGAGACAAGAUCAUCGUGUUCUCGGACAAUGUCUACGCUUUACAGGCUGUAGCUUUAGCUCUUAACAAAUCCUAUAUUUGUGGUGCAACAGGCAAUACCGAGCGUAUGCAAAUUCUGGACAAUUUCAUGCAUAACCCGGCUAUUAGAACUGUAUUUCUCUCGAAGAUUGGCGAUACGUCUUUAGACUUACCUGAAGCUACAUGCUUAAUACAGAUUUCGUCUCAUUAUGGAUCACGACGACAAGAAGCACAACGGCUAGGCCGAAUUCUUCGAGCGAAGCGAAGAUCAGACGAAGGCUUCAACGCAUUUUUUUACUCACUUGUGUCUAAAGACACGGCUGAAAUGUAUUAUUCUACAAAGAGACAGGCGUUUUUGGUAGACCAGGGCUAUUCAUUUAAGGUGAUCACACAAUUAGCGGGAAUGGAAAAAAUGGAAGGGUUGGCGUAUAAUACACCGCGGGAGCGACGUGAGCUGCUUCAGAAACUGCUCGUUGACGCGGAAAAGAAGCAAAGCGAACUUGCCGAAGAUACCGACGAUCUCUUCUACACAACAUCGAAAAAGAGGCGCGUCAGGCGUACAGCUGGCACGUUAGGCGAGCUUAGUGGAGGGCAGGACAUGGCGUAUGUCGAGCAAAAGAAGAGCAUGAAUAAGACGCUCAAGAAGAAGCCACAGCAGAAUGCAUUCUUCAAGAAGAUCCAGAGAGAGAAACAGAGGCUGAAGGAUCAGCGAUAAUGGAAAUACCUAGAUGUUUCAUGUAAACGGCCUGCGAAAGAGGGUCAUUAAGACAGCCGCCCAAUAAUUAAUCUUGAUUACGUCGUGCUCAAGACACUGGAUAUACAUAGUAUGUCUUAUCUAUGCUGAGGCGUUCCGCAAAACGCAACCAAUUGAUAGGUAGUCGGUGUAAAGCCUUGUGUAAACAAAUAUUUCACCGCUGAUAUUGUGUACCUGAUGCAUGGUUUCUUGAUAAAGACUACAGAGCCUCUGCAGGUAAAGUUGGUAUCAUG